AUGAGUGACGAGCCACGACCGUUUCAUGUAUUCCGUUUCUUUUUAUACUUGUUAAUUAUUAUCGCAUAUCUUUUCUACUCAUCUUAUUUGAUAUAUAACAUCGUAAAUGAUAAGCCAAACUUAAAAGUUGACCAAAUCUUUUUGAAUGAAAUUGACGUCCCUGAUAUAGUAAUAUGUGGGGCAUCCCCAGAAUUAAGAAUUUUACGAUGUGACUUAAUAGCAAAUAAUGACGAGAAAACCCCAAUUGAUGGCUGUAAUAGCUAUUUACCUCCUAAUGUAAUCGAUUAUGAUAUCUAUAGAGAUCAUUGCCUCACCUUCAAAGCUAAUAAAACCAUCAAAUUUGUCAAACCAAACAGUGGCAUAGAUGGUUUGCAAAAGAUUGGCUUUUAUUUCUAUGAUAAUACGACCGCUGCAGAAAUGAACACUCUUGGCAUAGCUUCACUUACCAUACAAUUAACUCCUCCCGAUUUCGAUUUUAAUUCAUUGACAAAUAUGAACAAGGCUAUUAGUCAAAUGGACAAGGCUACUCUUUCAGAGUUUAAGCUUCAAUUGAACUUUAUUGCCGGAAUGGUCAAUUAUGCUGCAGUGGUGAAGUUUAAAACGAGUACUUAUAGGUCUAUUCUUCCGAGGGAUGCUCGUGCUAUUUUUGGAUUAGAUCCAAAUUACCACGUGACGUCAAAAAUAGAAAAUUUUAUCAACUAUUUUCCUUUUAAUAAUAAUCCGCAUGAUAUACCAGUAGGAACAACUGGUUAUUUUUCUAUAGCUGCUGGAAGCUUUAUUCAAGAACAGACAAGCGAAGAACGAUCAAAUACCAUUCUUAGUGCGAUCGCAGCAGCUGGUGGCGCUUUUGGCACUAUCAUGGCGGGUAUUAUAGUAUUUUGUUUUGGUGAUUCACGUUUAAAUCCAUUGGGCUUUUUACGUAAUUCUCUUAAUAUCAGUCAAGAUUCCAAAGAAUUCUAUGAACGUAGUAGAUUUUAUUCGAAACCUGAAUUAAAAUUUUCAAAAAUUAACGACGAAGACAAGGCAUUAAUAUACAAUUUAUUACCAUCUUUAAAUCAAAGUAAUAUUGAAAAAAUGGACAAAAAUCGGAGUUGGCUUAAAAAUAGGCUUGAAAAUAAGCUUAAAAAUAAAUUCAUCAAAUUUUAUCACUGGCUAAUGAAUGUGGAAAAUAUUGAGAAAAUAUUUCAUGUAUAUGAAAAAGAUAGAGAAUACUAUAAAUUUUCAAGUAUAAAUGAAGAUGAUGGGAGAUUGCUUAACAAUGAAAUUAACAAAAUUAGAUAUGUUAUUGAUGUAUACUUGUAUGAUACUAAAUCAAAAGAUCAGAAAAAAUUAGCUGAAUAUAAAUAUGAACGAGAAUUAAAAUUUUCAGACGAUACGAAAAACGAAGAUAAAGAAUUGCAAAUAAUAAAUGAAGAUGAUCAGAAAUUGCUUAAUGCUGAAUUUCGUAAAAUUAGAAAGUUGGUUGACAAACAUUUGUUAGGUAAACCAGAUAUUGAGGAAAUAUUCGAUGUAUACAAUUUUCUUAAAAAUAAUAAUUUUUCAAAUGAUAUAAAGAGUAUGGACGAAGGAGAUACUCUUCAAAAUAAAGAUUUUUCAGAAGAUAUGGUCAAAGAUAAGAAAUUACUUAACGAUGUAUUUCAACAAAUCAGUUAUGUGAUUUUUCGUCACCUAUUAGAUAUACCAGAAGAUGAAAAAAUAUUCAAUAAAUAUAAGGAAAAUGUUCAAAUAUCAAGUUUUUCAACUAGUAUGAACAAUGGUGAUAAGAAGUUGCUUGUAGAUGAAUUUGAAUGA
This is a messenger RNA of Rhizophagus irregularis DAOM 181602=DAOM 197198, 1791 nucleotides long. NCBI's taxonomy places the organism in Eukaryota, Fungi, Glomeromycota, Glomeromycetes, Glomerales, Glomeraceae. The record is from RefSeq and is a predicted model, not a curated record.